Molecule: messenger RNA, 195 nt
Organism: Symbiodinium necroappetens
Lineage: Eukaryota; Dinophyceae; Suessiales; Symbiodiniaceae
Source: the annotation of a GenBank genome assembly
GUCGAAUUCAACCUCGUGUACGACCGCGGCACCGUCUUCGGACUCAAGAUGCUCAGCAGUGGCGUAGGCCGCAUUGAAAGCAUCUUGAUGUCCUUGCCAGAGAAUGCCAAGUGGCUCUACGCCCAUGAGCCCGAGGAAGGCUCUCCAGAGGCGGAGAUUAUGGAGGCUUUUAAGACUCCGCAGGAAUGGGUGUGA